AUGGCACUGGUCGGUGAUGCGACGAAUGGGUGGUUAGAUGCGAUGAAGCGCUCUCUUUCGUACAAGUCCCCCAGGCUACCCAAGGAUCAAGGCAGCAGCAUUACCGUACCCCGGCAGACCAUUGGCUGCGUAAGGGUACCAGCUCUACCGGUACAUCAAUCUCGCACGACGAAACUCGCCAACAUCGUGAACACGGUGAACACCAUAUCAAAGUUUGUUGACCGGACACGGAGAUGCGGUGCGGAGGCCUUGAUCACCGACUGUGUUGGGCGGAAAGGCAUCGGACAUGCUGAAUCAAGUUUCACAAAGGGAUCGCGCAAACAAACGUCUGAUCAAGAACUGUCACGUAGAUACAUGCUUUGUGCGUUGCCAACAAUGGCGACCUCAGAUUCACCUCCCGAUACCAAAACUCCCCUCAACAUCCUUAUCAUCGGCGCAGGCGUGUGCGGUCCAGCCUUUGCCCUGAUGCUCAUGAAGUCUAAUCCCUCUCACACCAUUACCAUCGUUGAACGUUUUCCCACCCUUCGCACUGGAGGGCAACAAAUCGACCUGGAGAGCCAAGAUAUACCCAUCACUAAAAAGCUUGGGCUUUUGGACACCGUUGCUAGCUACUGCGUCAAAGAGACGGGCAUGAAUAUCGUCGGCAAGAAUGGAAAGUGCGUGAUGGAUUUUGGUAUAACGGCUGCCGGUGAAAAUGCAACAAGGUAA
This is a messenger RNA of Plenodomus lingam JN3, 708 nucleotides long. RefSeq lists its product as uncharacterized. NCBI's taxonomy places the organism in Eukaryota, Fungi, Ascomycota, Dothideomycetes, Pleosporales, Leptosphaeriaceae. The record is from RefSeq and is a predicted model, not a curated record.